AAAUCGCAAGUACACAGUGAUGCGCAAGCCUUCGGGAUGCGUGCUUCUACUCAGAGAUCGCAACAUAGCUUGUGGCAGAGGUCCAUGUUUCGUAGUUUGCAGCUUGCCCCCGACCAUGGCAAUGAAAGUUUCGGUGCAGCAGCUUAGCGGCAACACCAUCAUUCUCGAGGGCAAGCCUGAGAUGACCGUGGGGGAGUUUGAACGGCAGAUCAAAGAGUCUCAAGAUUGGGACGAGCUGACGCGCCAGACAACUGUGGCGGAGGUGGUGCUGGAAGGCCACAAGUUGCUGGACAAAGAUGCGACGCUCGUGGAGGUAGGCCUUUCUUCUGCUUCAAAUGUGUUGGUCAUUUGGAGAAAGAAGAGGGUGAGGCCCUCCAGAAGAGAGAAGCUUGGCAACAUUGACCUGGACUGAAACCACACUCUCUACGGCCUCCUUCAUUGACUGCCGUCAGGUAGACAAAGUUGAUCAUUCCCCACUCAGUGACCCACAGAAAUUGGAUGCCUUGUUUAAGGACUUCUUGCUCGGCUCUGGUCACAGACUCGGACUGGCAAGCGACGACCAAGCCGCUGGACAGAGCGUCGAACAUCAUGGGCUUAUUUUUUUGGUCUGGGCCGUCGUGCUGGCGGGCAUCGUCGCGGCGCUCGCCUUCUCACUGGACCAGCAGGGCCUAUGGGGGCUCAUGGGCCUCAUUUCUAUGGCCAGCUUGGCCUGUGGAUGCGUAAGCAGCUCAACAACGACGUCUAUGGGAAGAAGGAUUUGGAGCUCAGUCUGGAACUGGAGUUGCCCAGAGACGCUUUCUUUGAAGCAGAAGAAAGGCGAUGCCAUCGGAGCGGCAUCGGAGCCUUGAGCGGGCGGCUGGACAGUUCUGGCAGCAGUCAAUUUUUGCACAUCAUCAGUGAAGGUCUGAGGACUCCGUGCAAAACCUAGCACUGAGGUUCACUCAAGAAGAAUCCGCCA
This is a messenger RNA of Effrenium voratum, 958 nucleotides long. The record is from the annotation of a GenBank genome assembly. NCBI's taxonomy places the organism in Eukaryota, Dinophyceae, Suessiales, Symbiodiniaceae.